Endocarpon pusillum Z07020 is the source of this 705-nucleotide messenger RNA. RefSeq lists its product as uncharacterized. The record is from RefSeq and is a predicted model, not a curated record. The transcript has a single exon. The coding region runs from base 1 to 705 and encodes 234 amino acids. NCBI's taxonomy places the organism in Eukaryota, Fungi, Ascomycota, Eurotiomycetes, Verrucariales, Verrucariaceae.
AUGGGAGCUAAUAUUGAUCUGGAUAAGGCUGAUAGUGGUUCUUCUGGAAAAAAGCAGAAGAAGAAAAGGUCAUUCUUUGGAUUGAGGAGUCGAGCGUCGAGCAAUGUCACAUCUGUCGAAACGGGCUCUCAUGCCGAUGGCGCCUCCACCGAAAAAAAGAAGACUGCUCAUGUCGCUGCAGAAGAGCUGGAGAAGACUGACUCGUAUGAUUCGACCAAAGGGGAACGGAAGUCGAGCUUAGGACUGUUUGGGAGGUAUUUAUAUAGCGAUAAUGAUGAGAAGAUAGAGGACAAGGGAAUUGAGUUAAGUAUCAAGAGUGAUAGCGAUGAUGACGGAACGGGAGGAAAUCUAGACAACCGAAAGUCUGCAGCUUUCACCAAUAACACCCUCAGGCUACCGCCAUUGCCGCUACGGCCAGCAGUCGACACCCAAUCUGAUGCGACACCGCAAGACAGUAAGGAACACGACCCCAAGCAGAGCGCUCGUAUCGAAAUUCCAGGUCAAACGGUCCAACAGGAAGACAACAUCGAGUCUACAGGACAACGAAUACGACGAAAGCCUAUUGGUUUAAGAGCUUCAAGCUAUCAUGAGCAACGAAAUCCUGAGUCAAAGCCAGACGCCAGUAAGCUGCCAGCAGAAAGCCUCAUAAAUCCGGCUGCGAGACUCGACGGGCCUGGGUGGGACACUUCCCCGUUUGGAGCAUGA